CUAGGCUAGCAUAUGUCUUAACCAUUCCACCCAAGGCACCAAUUGGCGCGUGGUCAGGUCUUGACAUCCAACAUACAGCUGGUCGGCAUGGUUGCCUGCCGGAUCGCCCACGAAUGGCCCAAUGAUGGUGACCUGAAUGCCACCGGUAGGCUGUCGGUAGGCUGAUCAUCAGCCUCAUACCCCGCACGAGUGGCGAAGCACCAGGCGCGCCCGUUCGAUCGUGAGUCAGACAGGAACGUUGAAUGCCCUUUAAAAGCGAUGAGACAUGGCAUGAUUGGAUAGGUCUGCUAGCCACAUCAGGAUUCGAGAGUGACAGAGAGCCGCAUCUCAACCGCGGGCUUAUUUGGCUGCUCGUCCACUCGUUAACUUACUACCUGCGCUUGUCUUUUCCACCCCUCAUCUUCAACCUCACUUUCGUCUUUCAUCUGCUCGAUACCUAAUUAAAACUGCUAAUGGCCUUAACAACCCUCCCCAACGAGCUCCUCCUCGCCAUCACGAGCAACCUCACCGACCAGUCCGACCUGAAUGCCCUCGUCCAAACCAGCCGCCGCCUCUACGAAACCCUCGACGAAGAACUUUACCGGCUGAAUGUAGAAGACGGCAACAGCAGCGCCCUGCUCUGGGCCUCGCUCCACGGCCACGAAGCCAGCGUGCGCAAACUCCUCCGUCUCAAAGCCGACGUCAACGCCUGCACCAGUAUGCGCGAGACGACCCUCCCCGCAGCGAUCUCCGUCGAGAAUGCCUCCAUCGUCACGCGAAACCUCCAGCAGGAGAUCACCAAGGGUCGCGCACGUCUCAUCGCUUCGCCGCUCCUCUACGCUGCCGCUAUGAACCACACGGCUAUCAUGCGCUUGCUCAUUGACGCCGGCGCGGAGGUCCAUCGUCGGCAUGGCUGCCACCGGAUCCCUAUCAUGGCUGCUGCUGACCAAGGCCGUGUUGACGCUCUGGAGAUGCUCCUCGAUGCGGGUGCUGAUAUCGAGGCCCACGGCACGAACUGUAAUACUCCGGUCAGUCUCGCUGCUUCAAAGGGCCACCUCGCCGCCGUCAAGGCCCUCCUCGCUCGCGGCGCCACUGUCGAUACCGCCCGUCGCGGCCGCACCGCUCUGAUGCGCGCCGCGCAGAUCGGCCACUACGACACCGUGCGCGCGCUCCUCGACGCCGGCGCCGAUGUCGCCCCGCACGACCACAGCGAACGCACGGCCCUGAUGGCCGCCGCCCAAUCCGGCGACUACGACACCGUGUGCGCGCUCCUCGACGCCGGCGCCGACCCCUCCGAGAAGGACUACACUCACCGCACGGCCGCCACUUUGGCCAUGGACGGCGACCACGACAACAUCGCACUCGUCCUGCUCGAGGACGGCGGGGCAAACCCCAACGCCCCCAGCGACAACGGCACCACCGCGCUCUUCGCAGCCGUACACCAAGGCAACGCCUCAACGGUAAACACCCUCCUACAGCAUGGCGCCGACCCAAACCAGCCGCGCACACCGCGCGGCACGACACCCCUAACCCAGGCGCUGCACGCAGCCGACACGCCGAUCGUGCGGGCGCUCCUCGACAGCGGCGCCACCUCGCGCCCGGCAAACCUCCGCACGGCCCUGCGCGGAGCAGCCCUAUCGUGGGACUCCACCGAGGGGGAGACCUUCGAGAUCGCCCGGCUGCUGAUCGAGCACGGCGCAGACCCGAUGAGAGACCUCUACGACGGCGGGCGGCGGCUCCUCCUCGCGGUGGCAGCCAAGGGCGACACCGAGUUCCUAUCCGCGCUGCUCGCGCGCUGGCCCCUCGACGUCAACUGCAGCGCCCGCAACGGCAGGACGCCGCUGUUUUUCGCGGUCCAGCAGGGGAAUCUCGAGAUGGCGCGCUUGCUGCUUGCGCGUGGCGCGGACCCCAAUCGCGUCAAGGACGGACGGUCACUGGUGCGGUGGGCGGAGGAGCGCGAUGGUGCUGAUGGUGCGUCCUUGGUGCAGUUGUUGGUGGAGCACGGGGGGCGGUGCGAUGGGCUUGGGCGAUUGGACCCGGUGGAGCUGAUGAUUGAGGCGCAGGAGUCGAUCUUGUCGGGAAUGGCCGAGAUGGGGUUGUAG
Aspergillus campestris IBT 28561 is the source of this 2081-nucleotide messenger RNA. RefSeq names its product ankyrin. The transcript has 2 exons. Lineage: Eukaryota; Fungi; Ascomycota; Eurotiomycetes; Eurotiales; Aspergillaceae. Gene Ontology annotation, molecular function: protein binding. The record is from RefSeq and is a predicted model, not a curated record. Bases 453 to 2081 code for a protein of 542 amino acids.